Molecule: messenger RNA, 462 nt
Organism: Pestalotiopsis fici W106-1
Lineage: Eukaryota; Fungi; Ascomycota; Sordariomycetes; Amphisphaeriales; Sporocadaceae
Exons: 2
Coding region: 1-462 (153 amino acids)
Source: RefSeq, a predicted model, not a curated record
AUGGCUUCCAACACCACCACCAAGCCGGCCGCGGCGGCUCACCCGCAGACGAGAGAAGAUGAACAUUCUGCCCUCUAUCGCCGCAUCAUGACACCCAUCAACUUUGUCACCUUUCUCGUGUCGCUGUACCUGGUGGACUACCACUACAACAGCAAGCGCGAGCACACGCACGACCACAACAAACGAGCCAGUCGGCUGCCGGGCUGGCUGCAUUCCCUCUUGUUCAAGCCUCAGCCCUAUGCCUGGGUCGGCGGGGGCGACAGUUCGGCGGCGCCCCCCAACCAGGACGACAAGAACUGGUAUUAUCACACCAAGCAGAAGAAGCUCAUGAAGAUGGAAGCGGCCGCGGCCUUUGAGAUGAGGCGAAGCGUCACCGUGGCGCUUGUGUUCAUAGCCGUUGGGGCGGCUUGGGGGUUGUCCAGGUUGUUGGCGGCGGCGGCGAGCUGGUGGUGGAGUGUAUAG